Molecule: messenger RNA, 3136 nt
Organism: Ochlerotatus camptorhynchus
Lineage: Eukaryota; Metazoa; Arthropoda; Insecta; Diptera; Culicidae
Exons: 4
Coding region: 194-2731 (845 amino acids)
Biological process (GO): nuclear migration along microtubule
Cellular component (GO): nuclear membrane
Molecular function (GO): lamin binding; actin filament binding
Source: RefSeq, a predicted model, not a curated record
UUUGACGUUUUGUCCAACUGGCGGAAAGCGCGUUUCUGUAUGGUUUCUUUUCAAAGCGAAAAUAGUGGUUGCUUCUUGCAAUAUUUAGUGCUGAUUGAAAGCAAAAUCGGCGAAAUUGUAUCGUAAAUUUAGUGUUUAUUCGUAGUGAAAUUGGUGGAUAAAUGGUAGCAAGUGAAAGUGCUUGAAAUUGGAUAUGCUAUCGCUGGAAAUCCUCGCCACAACGGUUGUGCCGGCAAUGGCGCUUCUGUUCGUGGGGGCCAUUGGUUUUGCAAAUCUGUUUCUCAACGUGCGAAAAAGAUUCCCAAUCCGAGUGAACUGUUGGUUCUGUAACACAAACACCAGAGUCCCGUACGAAAGCAGUAACUCGUGGUGCUGCCAGAGCUGUACCCAGUAUAAUGGAUUUACACAGGACGGCGACUACAAUCGUGAAAUUCCGGCGCAGUACCAGUGUAGACUGAAUCCCCGGUCGAACAUCACCGACGAUGAUAAGAUCAGCUAUGCGGCACCAUACAAUGGACUCUGCUUCGGCUGUAAUCGUAAUCAGGAGUUGAAAAUCCAUCAGCUGGCUUCGUUCGUUCCGGAAGUGGAGGAAAACUACGACGAAGAAGUGAACGAGUACAGGCGGCAACUAGAGCAGGUCUACAAGUUGUGUUCCCGCUGUGAACGCGUGGUCAAGCGUACACUGAACGACGUAAAACGGAACAUCCUUGGCUCAAAGCUGGCUCAGAUCGGUACCAAGGGACUGAAGGUAUUCGAUUUGCACAUGCAAGCGAAUGAGAAGCAGAACACCUUCAGAAGACGAAGAACCAUUGCCGAUGUCUGUUUAGGAGUGAUUACGAUAUUGCUGUUGAUGAAACUUGGUCAAUGGGUAGCACAGGUUGAUCUGAGCAAAAAACGAUUGGAAGCUGUGCUAAGUCCAGAAGCUUCACAAAUAAUCCUUAUUGCAAUUUCUUACCUGGUAGCCAUUAAAGACACGCUGCUUGCUCAGUGGAACGGAAUCAUCGAACAACCCACCGUAGCGGACGGCAUAAUUCAACUAAAAUGUGCCAAAAGCUUCAUGUUCCACCAUUGGAGUCAGAAGUUAGAUAUUUCGGAAACCGUUUCCGAAGCCCUUCGCGAGAGCCCGGACAUAAUGGUCCAAAAGCAUGCACUGCCGAAUCUUGCCCUAAUUUGUCUCGCUGUAACGCUGUUGGCAAUGAAGUUGCAUGUUGGCAAUCUGAAGCCGUUGGUGCUGAUCGCAUGCAGCAGUAUUGAAUUGUUGCUCAAGACUGAUUACGUACAGGCAGUUUUCAGCAACCAGGUUCAAACUGAAUCAGUCGAGAUGCUGUUGGUGUUCAUCUCUCUGGUAACGGCUCUCUGUUGCAUCGGGCAAACUGCUCCCAAAAUUCAACCCUCGGACAAUGUCAACUCUAGCUUCCACAAGAUCUAUUCUCAGCAGGCAAAUGAUGUCGAUUGUUCAGACACCAUCGACGACACCAGCUCCAUUCUACAGGAUGCUUCCAUCUGCUCGCGCAAAGAGUAUCAAUCAGAGAAACCUCCGGGUAAUAAUCUAAGCGCAAAAUCGAUGGAUACCACUAAAUCCAUCAGUCCUUCGGCCCUGAGUGCAUCUACUGUGCGCCCAUUUUUGGAUAGUUCCUUCAGCAGUCAGAUUCAUUCGCCUUGGUCCCACAUGGGAGGAUCAGUUUUGAAUGUAAACCGAUUGAAUGCUACCUUCCACGAGCAAUCAAAUCGCAGUUUCAGUCGUUCAAAUCUUGUCCUGCCGGAAGCUUCCCUCUCCAAGACUCCAUCCAUUUCGGUCGAUAAUUUUAACACUGCCAUCGCCGGACCAAAUGACUCUGCUCACCUCGGUCAUGGUUUUUCCACAACUUCUCUCAAUAAUGCGACCCUCGUGGAAGAGGACCGAUUUGGAAAUGACAUCGACCGUCUGAGCAUAAGUGGUCGUCUUUCGGUAAUGCAAAAAGAUCUCACAAUGGUAAACAAUCCCUUCGCUACCCAUCACGUUGAUCGCGAUGACGACUGCUAUCUGCGCCAACGGAAGGUAACCAUUUCUCCUCCCCAACUAGGUACCGUAGCCGAAUCCGGUAGUUCCUGGAUCGCAGGUGGCUACUGGGGAAACUCUCCGCAGAAAAAUUAUCCAGACAGCAACAGUGAAGCUCCAAAUGGGGCAUUUAUCCAUCCCUACAUGUCUCGAACGUCAUCACAAAGCUCCGGCUUCGAAUCUCAACCAACACGUCGCCCAUCACCGGAAGAAUCAGCCGGUGUAGAUCUCGAUCGGGUAUCGCUCUUCUCCGAACCGACUGGAAUGUUUGCUUCCAAUGUGAGCAGCGUGUCUGCCUUCCAACAGCCGAACCCUCGUCUGAAUCAAACUUUCCAUUUACCGUUGCCACAGUCCUCACCGGUGCAUUCUCACGUGUCUUUCUUCAGUCGGCCUUCAAAUUACUCAACAAGUGGCCGUAGCCUAUUUGGAGAAUGUAACCUUUUCCAAUCGCAGCACAGCUCGCCGCAAGUGCCGUCGCAGGUCUUUCCUCCACAUCACUCGCAAACACCGACAUUUGGCGGCACUUCCAACCUAUUCGCCCAUGGGAGCUUUCCAUCCUCUCCGGGUGGACAUCUGGGGGGACCGAAGAAAGCCUUUAGCACUGUUGGCGGUGGCGGCAGUACGCGCCGCAGUCUACUGAAUCUGAGUAUGCUGGGGGGAUUGGCAGAAGAGGGAAAACGGGUCGAAGAGUAGAUUUGCGUUAGAUCAGUUUUUAUUUCGCCUUAGUUCGAUGUAAAUGUUUAGGUUUUUUUUUAUUAAUAAGUUCGUAAUAGUUGUGUUUGUUUUUGUCGUGAUAUAGACUGAUAAAUAGCGAGGUAUGAAAUUUUGUUCCGAAUGACAUAUUAUAUUAACAUUACUCAUCAAGAUAGUAACACAAUAAGUCAAUCACUAAGCUGGAAAAUAUGGGUGAUAGUCAUUACACAACAAAAGUUGGAAAAGUAAGCAACCCAUCGCAACUAACACUGCCACAUUUUUGUAAACUGCUACUGUAAUAUUACUUAAUUAAGUACAGGCAUUUUGGAAAGGGACAGAUAGGUACUUUAAUAAAAUAAAACAAAAAAAUUUCGGCCGCUAUUGAACCCGAGAUUAAACUAUUCG